AUGAUGUGGACAUCGUUUGCUCUCGUUCUACUGGCAAAUUGUGGCGUCAGUCAGGCAUGGGACGUCACGUCCCCUGAGAACUCCACGUACUACAACCCCAUCUUACCAGGCUGGCAUUCUGAUCCUAGUUGCAUACAUGUCAAAGGCACCUUCUACUGCGCCACAUCAUCUUUCACAGCGUUUCCGGGUCUACCGAUCUAUGCCAGCAAAGACUUGAUCAACUGGAAACAGAUCAAUAAUAUAUGGAACCGCAUGGAGCAGCUUCCUGCCAUCAAUCGAAAGACACAUGAUCAGCAAGAUGGCUUCUUUGCCCCGAAUCUGCGCUACCACGACGGGGAGUUCUUUAUGACUUGCGUCUAUGCUCAAGAUCGAUUAAUAGGCAUUCUUGGUACCGUCUUUAGAACCAAAGAUAUCUUUGGGGAGUGGUCUGUCCCGGUCACCUGGGAUGCGACUCCGAGCCUUGCAAUAGAUCCUGAUCUGUUCUGGGAUGAUGAUGGAAUGGUCUACCUGACCUCAGCUGGCAUCAUACAGCAAACGAUCAACAUCAACACUGGCGCUGUGUCAAAUGCGACCAGCAUCUGGAACGGGACUGGUGCCGCUUUCCCAGAGGGACCACACAUCUACAAGAAGGACGGCUGGUGCUACCUCUUGAUUGCUGAGGGUGGGACACAGCUCGGACAUAGGAUUAGUAUUGCGAGGUCGAAGAAUAUCUCUGGCCCGUACGAGACUACAGGCGCUCGCAAUCCGCUGCUCACAAACUCCAAUACUACAGAAUACUUCCAGACUGUGGGACAUGCGGACCUCUUCCAAGACGACGUCGGCAGUUGGUGGGGAGUGGCGUUGAGCACGAGGAGUUUUGGCGAUACUUUGCAAGUAGUCCCUUCUUUGGCGAACUUGACCGGACAGCAAGGUGGCAGCGACCUCCUUGCUGGAGUCGACGGAGUGUCCUUCGUUGGUCGGCGGCAGAGCCAUACACUCUUCGAUUUCUCUGCGGACUUGAACUUUGCACCGCAGUCAUUCGAAGGAGAAGCCGGCAUCACCGUCUUCUAUACUCAGAUGCAACAUAUUGAUCUUGGAGUGGGUCUUGUCAACGAUACAGCUCCGCAUGAAGGGUCGUGGCAACUUUUGCUACGCUCCACCAACCAAACCUCGACGGUCUCCUUCACGCCCAUACCGGCAGACUGGCCACGGGAUGGAGUGUGUCGCAUAAGACUUCGAGUCCAGAGCGCAAACGACACGACAUACCGCUUCCCUGCAUCGCUAGUCAGUAAUCCUUCCAGUUUGGUCAUUAUGGGCUAUGCUUCCACCGAAGUCGUGACAGCUGAACUCACGAACUCGGGUAGCGGCUCGCUGCUUGGGAUAUACUCAACUUGUAACGGUGCUAAUGGUGACAACCUCACACAGUGCCCAAAUGGUGAAUAUGCGUAUUUCAGCCGAUGGAGGUAUUCUGGUCUUGCGCAGGAAAUUGCUGAUGGAGAGUUCGUGAUCAGUAUGUAG
This is a messenger RNA of Recurvomyces mirabilis, 1497 nucleotides long. RefSeq lists its product as uncharacterized. Gene Ontology annotation, biological process: carbohydrate metabolic process. The coding region runs from base 1 to 1497 and encodes 498 amino acids. Gene Ontology annotation, molecular function: hydrolase activity, hydrolyzing O-glycosyl compounds. NCBI's taxonomy places the organism in Eukaryota, Fungi, Ascomycota, Dothideomycetes, Mycosphaerellales, Teratosphaeriaceae. The record is from RefSeq and is a predicted model, not a curated record. The transcript has 2 exons.